This is a messenger RNA of Trichosurus vulpecula (common brushtail), 3898 nucleotides long. RefSeq names its product protein kinase cAMP-dependent type II regulatory subunit beta (gene PRKAR2B). Gene Ontology annotation, cellular component: cAMP-dependent protein kinase complex. Gene Ontology annotation, molecular function: cAMP-dependent protein kinase regulator activity. The record is from RefSeq and is a predicted model, not a curated record. Bases 312 to 1562 code for a protein of 416 amino acids. Gene Ontology annotation, biological process: regulation of protein phosphorylation. Lineage: Eukaryota; Metazoa; Chordata; Mammalia; Diprotodontia; Phalangeridae. The transcript has 11 exons.
GGGCUGGGCUCUCGAGGGGGUAGAGGAGAGACAGGGCGGGCGCGGGAGGAGCUGGAGAUGCUGCCGCCCCUCCGGGGCCGUAGUUCCCUGACUGCAGCUCGCACGGAGCCAGAGCGCGGGCAGGCGAGCGGUCGGUGCCCAGGGAGCGGCCCUCACCUGCUCGCGGCUCGCUCGGCUGCCUCAGGUCUGGGAGCGCUGCCGGCGACUGACCUCAGUCCGGGGCCGUCGACUGCCGUAGUCGCCCCGGGGAAGGACGCGGUGCCGGCGGAGUCCCGCUGCCCCCGGCGGCGGGGGCCAAGGCGGCCGGCGCAAUGAGCAGCAUCGAGAUCCCCGCGGGGCUCACGGAGCUGCUGCAGAGCUUCACCGUGGAGGUGCUGAGGCACCAGCCCGGGGACCUGCUGGAGUUCGCCCUGCAGCACUUCACCCGCCUCCAGCAGGAGAACCGGCGUAAGGGAGGCCCCGGCGCUGGUGACUUGGCCGCGGCCGGAGCCGCUGGGGGCGGCACCCCCAGCCGGGGGGUCAACUUUGCAGAGGAGCCAGUGCAGACCGAGUCUGAGAACGGGGAGGAGGACGAAGAAGAGGAGGAGUCCGGCGAGCCAGGGGCGUUCAACGCUCCAGUGAUAAACCGAUUUACUAGACGUGCAUCAGUAUGUGCAGAAGCUUAUAAUCCAGAUGAAGAAGAAGAUGAUGCAGAAUCCAGGAUUAUACACCCGAAGACAGAUGAUCAAAGAAAUAGGUUGCAGGAAGCUUGCAAAGACAUCCUUCUUUUUAAGAACCUAGAUCCGGAGCAGAUGUCUCAAGUAUUGGAUGCCAUGUUUGAAAAGCUGGUGAAAGAAGGAGAGCAUGUUAUUGAUCAAGGGGAUGAUGGUGACAACUUUUAUGUAAUUGACAGGGGUACCUAUGAUAUUUAUGUCAAGUGUGAUGGUGUCGGAAGGUGUGUUGGUAACUAUGAUAACCGUGGGAGCUUUGGUGAAUUGGCCUUAAUGUACAAUACACCCAGAGCAGCUACAAUCACUGCUACCUCUCCUGGUGCUCUAUGGGGUUUGGACAGGAUAACCUUCAGGAGGAUAAUUGUAAAAAACAAUGCCAAAAAAAGAAAAAUGUACGAAAGUUUUAUCGAGUCACUACCAUUUCUUAAAUCUCUAGAAGUCUCGGAACGUCUGAAAGUGGUUGAUGUUAUAGGCACCAAAGUAUACAAAGAUGGAGAACAGAUUAUUGCUCAGGGAGAUUCGGCUGAUUCUUUUUUCAUUAUAGAAUCUGGAGAAGUAAAAAUAUCUAUGAAAAGGAAGGAUAAACAGGAAGCGGAAGAGAAUGGUGCCAUUGAAAUUGCCCGAUAUUCUAGGGGGCAGUAUUUUGGAGAACUCGCCCUGGUAACAAACAAACCCCGAGCAGCUUCAGCCCACGCUAUUGGAACUGUCAAAUGUUUAGCCAUGGACGUGCAAGCAUUUGAAAGGCUUUUGGGACCCUGCAUGGAAAUUAUGAAAAGGAACAUUGCAAACUAUGAAGAGCAGUUAGUUGCUUUAUUUGGAACAAACAUGGACAUUUUUGAUUCCACAGCAUGAAGGAGAAAUAUCAUUUGACAAGAGCUAAUAUCACAGAACAGCACAGUAGUGGUUCGUCCACUGAAAACGUGUCUUUGUUGUAGAUGCCGAGCAUUUCCUGUGAUUUCAGAAAAAUUUUUUUUGCUUUUUUUACAUAACACUAUAAUGUAUCAGUAAACAAAAUAGUGAUUUCUUAGAUAAUAGGCUUUACCUACAAUACUUCAGAAAGAGCAGAUUUUAAGAAAUCAAUAUGUUGAUUAGUUUCUACUCUACAAAAUUAAGAUUUGCUGAAAAGUUUGUUCUAAUGAUUGUGGCAUCUUAGAAAUAUUAGUGCAUAAAAAGUUAGCAAAAUACUCAUAGUACUGGGGACAUAAAAAUGGGUUCGUUCUGGUAGAUCCAAAUUAUCAUGCCCAAGUCAAAAAGGAACUCGGAAGCUGAUCGUAGUUGUAAAAAGCAUGACAUUACAUUCUUUCUAAAAAGUCUAUAUAUGAUGUGUCUCUUUUCAUCCUUUUUGUUUUCUGGCUUGAUGUAGUCUCUUUGAGAAGUAAUACUCCACAUGCAAUGUUAAGGCCUCAUACGUUGUUGCAAUAAACUACAUUUUGACUAAUUUGGCAUAAUAUCGAUAGUUUAUACAUUCCACUGGUUUAAGAACUGGCAAUCCAAACAUUUUUUAGUAAGUAGAAAAAAGCCUUUUUUAGAUGACAAUUGUCACAUUUUUCCUAAGCAACCAGAUCUUACCGUUUUCUUCUUUCUUGUUUUAUAGUUUGCAAUCCCAACUAUUUUUCACCUCUUUGCUUUGCUUUAGACUUUUAUAUCCACCUUUUCAUAACAGACCUUGGUUACUUUUUUUCCUUUCAAAUUUUAAAUCAAAACAACUCCAAAUUUCUGGACCACAAAAUAACUAUUGGUAUGAUCAAUAGUAAGAAUAAAUGAAGUCACAUUUUGAGAAUUAUUAAUAAAAGAGCAGAAGAAAACUAUCUUGAACUUUAAACUUAUUUAUUAAAGGUGAUAUUUUGGGUUCUAAAUCCCAGAAAUCUUUUAGUCACUGUAAACUAUUUCCUUUAGCAAAAUUAAUCUGAGGUCAGUCUACUAUUUUAUCUAAUGGAAUAUUAUUUCUACAUCCUUAGGCUGGGUUUACAUAAGAUGACUCUAUUCAACAUUUAAACCAAAAUGGUUCUUUCCCCUCUUGUAUCAACUCUGGAAUCUGUCUGUAAAGAGAUAGGACAUGACAGAAACUUUGUCAAUCAGUAGCUACUAUAGUUUUUGUUUCUGUCAGAGAAAACCACCAUAAGGAUGGCAGAAAUACAAAUCUGAUAAAUGGUAACAAAGUAGUAAAAUGAGAACAAAAAUUAAAUGUGUGAAACUGGUUUGUGAACUUAUUCCCUAGCCCUCCAAACACAUCAUUAUUACACCAUUUUACAUCCUACUGCUUCAUGAGGGCACAUGCUCAAACAGUGAGCUGAACAUAAACCAUUAGUGUAUUACCAAGACUGAAGGAAUACUAUUCUUGUAUAAUGUUUCUACUCUUCUAAUUUGGAAAGAAGUUAGUUUAUAGGAUGUUAGAUUUAGAGCUGAAAGGGGUUUAAAAGUCACACACAGAGGGGAUGGAAGUCUUAGAGAGGUUAAAUGAUUUGCCAAAGGAUCGUAGGUUGUGACAAAGGUGGGAUUCAAAUUCAGGUCCUUUGACGAGAACUUUAUCCACUUCACAAAACUUGCCCUCUUCCCUUGAGUUCUUAAGAAAUGUCUUUGUGUUAUACCAUUCACUAACAAUAUUCAUGUUAACAAACUGUGUUUGCACUAAAAUUAAAAUGAAUGUUUUUUUUAAUUUUCCUAGAAAACAAGUUUUCAGCUUCAGUAUGGUUUAAAAUUCUUUAUUUACUGUGUUCCGUUUGGAAAAUCUUUUCAGCCUCAUUUGAAUAUGAAACUUUGUUUAGGAAACAAUGUAACUAUCUGAAGUUAUAUAUAAAACAUAAUUAAAAGUAUAACUUCAGCCAAAUUUUAAAUGUAUUAACUUUUUUUUACACAUGCUACCUUGUAUGGAAAAAAAUGUUACAUACAUGAUGAUAAUUUGUUAGCCUUUGUACGUCAGAUUUUAUUUUAAAAGGCUGUGUCUUAUACAAGGAGAAAAACACUAAUCAACCUGAAUUCUCAGUUUAUCAUUCCGUACGCUUACUUCUAAACAAAUUAUUGGUUCUGUUGCUCUAGUUUAUUGUUAACUAUUCACAGAAUGAUAAAGAAAUACUUGUACAACAAAGAAUUCUGAUUGAGGUUGUAAAUGCCAGUCACAAUAUUUUCAGUAUUGUUGGUUAUAUUUAAAGUUUCCUUAUAAUAAAUCACUUUUAUAGUAAAUUAUUUAA